AAAACCAGAGUGCCAAAUUUAAAGCAGGAGAAUGCAACAGUUGUACCUUGAAGAAUCUCUUGUACAGUACAACUCCUCUUCGCUGCCGUUCUCUUCCACCACCCACUGUCACACCCCUCUCCAAACAAACCAAAAAUUAAGAAAUCCAGAAUUCAAUUUAAAAGAAAAGCCAACAAAAGAUUUUCACAGUUUGAUUAUUUACUACCCUCAAUCCUUCCAGGUAGAUAAUUAGAUACAGUCUAGGUGUAUCUAUCAUCUCUUCCCCCCUGUCCAAUGGGAAGCUGAUAAAUCAAAAUCGUAUCUUUGUUUCCUCAGUAACUAGAAAAGUUUUCAAGCUCUGAGAAAAACCCACAACCCCUCUUUCCGACUUUUUCCCUCUCAUUUACUUGGUCUCCGGCGUUGAUUGGAGUUGCAAAUCUGAUGGCGCGACGACGUUUUGUUCUUUUUCUGGUUGCCCUCUCCUGCUUUGCCGGAUCGCUCAAAGCCAGCCCCGGUGAUGCUGAUCCGGUGUACCGGGGUUGUGUUGAGGAAUGUGAGAAGACUGGAUGUGUGGGGGAGAAAUGCUUUCAGCACUGUACUUUUUCCUCUGACGGUAACCCGAUUGACGGGCCAUGGUAUUUGCAGGAGCCACUUUACAUACAGUGGAAGCAGUGGGACUGCCUUAGUGACUGUCGUUACCACUGUAUGCUCUCUAGAGAAGAAGAAAAACACAAACUUGGCUAUCAGCCUGUAAAGUACCAUGGAAAGUGGCCAUUCAAACGUAUUUACGGGAUCCAGGAACCAGUUUCAGUGGCUCUCUCUGCACUUAAUCUUGCAGUACAAUUUCAUGGAUGGGUAUCUUUUUUCAUCCUGGUGCACUACAAACUGCCUUUUAGGCCAAACAAGAAGACGUAUUACGAGUACACGGGCCUGUGGAACAUAUAUGCCGUCUUUGCAAUGAAUGCCUGGUUUUGGAGUGCAGUUUUUCACAGUCGAGACGUAGAUUUGACGGAGAAGCUAGACUACUCAUCCGCGGUGGCAUUACUUGGAUUUUCCCUCAUUCUUGCAAUUAUCCGAGCUUUCAAUGUUAGGCUCGAAGCUGCUAGGGUCAUGGUCGCCGCUCCCUUAAUUGCUUUCGUCACAACCCAUAUCUUGUAUUUGAACUUCUAUCAGCUCGACUAUGGAUUGAACAUUAAAGUAUGUGUGGCGAUGGGUAUAAUCCAGAUGGUUAUAUGGGCCGUUUGGGCGGGUAUAACCCGUCACCCUGCCCGUUGGAAGCUGUGGGUGGUUGUACUUGGAGGCGGUCUUGCUAUGCUGUUAGAGAUAUACGAUUUCCCUCCGUACAAAGGACUUGUCGACGCGCAUGCACUUUGGCAUGCAACCACUAUUCCACUUACUUAUCUAUGGUGGAGUUUUGCGAGGGAUGAUAGUGAGUUCAGAACCAAUGCUCUCAUCAAGAAGACUAAGUAGUUAUGCUGUUUAUCGUGCAAAAUUAAUUCCGUUGUCGACUUGUUUCUUGAAAAUGUAUUAUCUUUCGUUUAUUUUCUUUAGAAUUUGAUCAUGUGGUGGGUUUUUCGUUCUUUUUUUUUUCUUUUUUUUUUUGCUCACAAUUGAUAGUGUUGUGGGUUUCUUUCUUGUCUGAAUAGAUUUGAUGAGGUUGAAUAGUUGUCUCAUUUUCCACUU
Messenger RNA from Erythranthe guttata (spotted monkey flower), 1662 nucleotides. RefSeq lists its product as uncharacterized. Gene Ontology annotation, molecular function: hydrolase activity, acting on ester bonds. Gene Ontology annotation, biological process: GPI anchor biosynthetic process. NCBI's taxonomy places the organism in Eukaryota, Viridiplantae, Streptophyta, Magnoliopsida, Lamiales, Phrymaceae. The record is from RefSeq and is a predicted model, not a curated record. Gene Ontology annotation, cellular component: endoplasmic reticulum membrane.